Zychaea mexicana is the source of this 663-nucleotide messenger RNA. RefSeq lists its product as uncharacterized. Bases 1 to 663 code for a protein of 220 amino acids. Gene Ontology annotation, molecular function: nucleic acid binding; telomerase inhibitor activity. Gene Ontology annotation, biological process: regulation of ribosome biogenesis. The transcript has 3 exons. NCBI's taxonomy places the organism in Eukaryota, Fungi, Mucoromycota, Mucoromycetes, Mucorales, Lichtheimiaceae. Gene Ontology annotation, cellular component: nucleolus. The record is from RefSeq and is a predicted model, not a curated record.
AUGGGCCUUGCUGGAGCUAAAGUCAAACAACGAUUGAGCGAUGAUCCAAACAAUCUUGCUUGGAGCAAUGAUCAAAGCAAGUUUGGAUUCAAAAUGCUCAUGAAGAUGGGCUGGGCUCCCGGCAAAGGCUUGGGUGUAAACGAAGACGGUAACAAAGAACAUGUCAAAAUUCGACUUAAAGAAAAUACCCUCGGUCUUGGUGCAGACAAGCGAACAACCGACAACUGGCUCGGCAACACCGAUGCGUUUUCACAGUUACUGGCCGAUUUGAACAGUCGGACAGCCGAAGCUGCCAGCACUGAACCCGAAAAGGCCGUCGAUGACAAGAACGACGAAGAGACGACGUCCAAAAAAGACAAAAAGAAGAAGAGAAAACGGUCCAAGGAGGGCGAUGAUACCAUAGAGGGCGAAAAGGAAAAGAAGAAAAAGAAAAAAGAGAAGAAGGAUAAGAAGGAGAAGAAGGAAAAGAAAAAGAGUAGUAAAAAGGAUAAAAAGGACUCAAGCAGCGGCGGUAGCAGCGAUGAAGUAGAAAAGAAAGCACCAGUCGUAUUACGGAAUGCUGCACGAGCCAAGUUUUUGCGGGCCAAGCGCAUGGCCACCCAACAUGAUAAGGAACGACUUAACGAAAUUCUGGGUAUCAAGCCUACUACCAGCAUUGCAUAA